This is a messenger RNA of Xenopus tropicalis (tropical clawed frog), 6609 nucleotides long. RefSeq names its product DLC1 Rho GTPase activating protein (gene dlc1). Gene Ontology annotation, biological process: signal transduction. The record is from RefSeq and is a predicted model, not a curated record. Gene Ontology annotation, molecular function: lipid binding; GTPase activator activity. Lineage: Eukaryota; Metazoa; Chordata; Amphibia; Anura; Pipidae. Gene Ontology annotation, cellular component: lipid droplet; focal adhesion; mitochondrial membrane. Bases 471 to 3743 code for a protein of 1090 amino acids. The transcript is spliced from 14 exons.
CGCUGCUGUAGGCGGCUGAUCAGUUCGCAGGCGUCCCAGUGUCCCUUGGAGCUAGAGGGGGGUGGGAGUUGUUGGGCACGCCUAGCGGUGGGAGAGGGAAGGAUCUAUUACUCGGGCUGUGGGAGUAAGAGGCUGGGAGCUGUAUCGCACUGAAUCGCUCGCUGAGCGGCAGUCUGCUAAUCACUGUAUGUGGAGCCGCCGGCUGUUGCGUUGUUCGCUCAGGGCAAAGGGAAGGGAAGUGAGCGGAGGAGACGGGACCAUGGCACCGUACUGCCCGGGGGAGACUCCUUGGAUAUUACCUGGCUGCUAAGCGCUGGAUACUUACCUGGGAGCUGGGGCUGCACACCCUCAUACUUGGCGAUGGUCGGUUCCCGGGUGCUCGGAUCUUUGGCUCCAUCACUGCGGGGAGAGAGAAUCACCGGGGGGAUCUGACUGAUUUCGCUUGUUUUGUCUCCGCUCUGGAUUCGCCUAUGUGCAACGAGAAGCUGGACAGAAUGAUCCUCACACAAAUAGAGGCCAAGGAAGCAUGUGACUGGCUACGGGCAGCGGGAUUCCCACAGUAUGCGCAGCUCUACGAAGAUCUUCUUUUUCCUAUUGACAUCUCUUCCGUAAAGAAGGACCAUGACUUCUUGGACAGGGAUGCAAUCGAGGCGCUCUGCAGGCGACUGAAUACUUUAAACAAGUGUGCUGUGAUGAAAUUAGAAAUUAGCCCAAAUAGGAAAAGGAGUGAAGAGUCUGAUGAAGAUGAACCAUGUGCAAUCAGUGGUAAAUGGACAUUUCAAAGGGACAGCAAGAGGUGGUCUCGACUGGAAGAAUUUGAAGUCUUUCCUCUUACUCAAGGACCAAAAGCUCUACUGUCAGACGCACACCAGCUGGGAAAUGCAAUCAGCCAGGACAGUAUUCUUACUGACCUUAGUGAGCACCAAGAUGUAGUAUCAAUUACCAGUACCAGCAGCGAAAGUCCCAGAGCACACCUUCCCAGUGAUGCCAGCACUACAAGAACAAAUUCUGUCACCAGCAUUUGUUCAUCUGGAAAUUUUAUUGCAAACGAUGACUCAUUUGGGAGCCUUCCAUCGCCAACAGAGCUUUCCACUUUCAAUUUCACCUCAAAGGCUAACCAAAAGAACUCAAAGUCUAGAACAAAGAGCCUCCUUAAGAGGAUGGAAAGUCUGAAAAUCAAAAGCUCUAACAGUAAAAAGAAGUCACAUUCCAAACUGGGUCUGAUUAUUAGUGAACCUAUCCUCCAAGAAGCGGUGGAUGAUGAUAAGCUAAAGCAACUUAACUGCGUAGAAAUUUCCUCCCUUAAUGGCAACCAUAUCAACGCACCCAAGGUGCGGAAAAGGAGCACAUCAAACUCAACUCAAACAAGUAGCAGUAGUAGCCAAUCAGACACUAGCAGUGCCGUAAGCACUCCCAGUCCUGUAACAAGGACAAGGAGUUUAAGUGCCUGCCAUAAAAGAGUAGGUAUGUAUUUAGAGGGCUUUGACCCUUUCAAUCAGUCAACAUUUAGUGAUGUCCUCGAACAGAACUAUAAAAACCAGAGGACUUUUGGUGAGGAUGCUGUGUUUUUUAUUCCUGAAGACCACAAACCUGGCACCUUUCCCAAGGCACUUUCAAAUGGCAAUUUGUCUCCUUCUGACAGUAGCCCCUCUGUCACCUGGAGAACUGGGAGUUUCCAUGGACAUGACAACCUUAGCUUUAGAAGGGAAAACAGCAUCAGCAGCUGCAAAAGUUCGGUUAGCAGCCAGAGACGGAAUUCUUGUUGUUCUGAAGGAAGCCGCUUAAGUAUUUAUGACAAUGUACCAGGAACUCUUCUGUAUUCCAGUAACAGCGACCUAGCUGAUCUGGAAAACGAAGACAUCUUUCCAGAACUUGAUGAUAUAUUAUACCAUGUGAAGGGGAUGCAAAGGAUUGUGAAUCAGUGGUCAGAGAAAUUUUAUGAUGAGGGAGAUUCUGAUUCUGCUUUAGAUUCUGUAUCUCCCUGCCCUUCCUCCCCCAAGCAGAUACACUUGGAUAUUGACAACGACUGCAAUGCUCUUAGUGAUCUCGAUAGCACAGGAAAUUCAUUUAAUGAUUGUGAAGAAGCAACCGUAAUCCAGGCGAGGAGAGACUCCGGAGUUGGCGCUUCUCUGACGCGAACUAACAGACACCGGUUCAGAUGGCACAGCUUCCAGAGCUCCCACCGUCCCAGUUUAAGUUCUGCUUCAUUGCAGAUGAACUGCCAGUCCGUGACUCAGAUCAACUUGCUUCAGAAGUAUUCCCUCUUAAAGCUAACGGCUCUCCUGGAAAAAUAUACCCCUUCCAACAAGCACGGGUUCAGCUGGGCCGUGCCAAAAUUUAUGAAACGCGUGAAAGUUCCAGACUACAAGGACCGAAACGUGUUUGGCGUUCCUCUUGCAAUAAAUGUACAGCGCACUGGUCAGCCAUUGCCACAAAGCAUCCAGCUGGCCAUGCGUUACCUACGUAGUCAGUGCUUGGAUCAGGUGGGGCUUUUCAGAAAAUCAGGCGUCAAGUCCAGAAUCCUGGCUUUGCGGGAGAUAAGUGAAAAUAACAACGACAGCUUGACCUACGAGGGACAGUCUGCAUAUGAUGUGGCGGACAUGUUAAAGCAGUAUUUCAGAGACCUGCCAGAGCCACUUUUAACCAGCAAGCUUUCCGAAACUUUCCUGCAAAUCUACCAGUAUGUCCCCAAGGAGCAGCGCCUGCAGGCAAUCAAGGCGGCCAUUAUGCUGUUGCCUGAUGAAAACAGGGAAGUCCUGCAAACCCUUUUAUACUUCCUGAGUGAUGUUGCAGCAGCUGUAGAUGAGAACCAGAUGACCCCCACCAACCUCGCUGUCUGCUUGGCUCCUUCCUUGUUCCACCUUAACACCUUGAAAAGAGAGAACUCCUCUCCCAGGGUUAUGCACAGAAAGCAGAGUCUAGGAAAGCCUGAUCAGAAGGACCUGAAUGAAAACCUUGCUGCCACUCAGGGUUUGGCUCACAUGAUUGCCGAGUGCAAGAAACUUUUCAAGAUUCCUGAAGAAAUGAGCAAGUGCCGUAAUUCAUACAUGGAGCACGACCUGAGACCCGUGUGCCUGGAGGAGCUUGUUAAUGGCAAUGCAGAGGGGCUGUGUGACUAUCAGUCGUACCUUCAAGAGAACAUUGACGUCUUGCUCAAGGAUGCUAAAGACAAAUUCAAAGGCUGGGUCAACUGUUCGACAUCAGAGCAAGCAGAUCUCUCUUACAAAAAGGUGUGCGAAGGCCCUCCUCUUCGAUUGUGGAAAGCCACCGUUGACAUCCCUGCUCAGCCAGAAGAUGUUCUUCACCGCUUGCUGAGAGAGCAGCACCUGUGGGAUGAAGAUCUCCUGGAUUCCAAAGUUAUUGAGAGUUUGGAUGACCAGACUGAUAUUUAUCAAUAUGUGCAAAAUUACAUGGCGCCCCAUCCAGCCAGGGACUUUGUUGUAUUAAGAACAUGGAGAACCAACUUAGCGAAAGGCGCUUGUGUUCUUUCGUGCACUUCAGUGGAUCACGAUCGUGCUCCUCAGCUCGGCGUCAGAGUAAAUGUUCUCAUGUCCAGAUACCUCAUUGAACCAGGCAGUUCGGGAAAAUCCAAGCUCACAUACCUGUGCAGAGCUGAUUUGAGGGGCCAUAUGCCAGAGUGGUACAAUAAGGUUUUUGGGCACGUGUGCGCAGCUGAAGUUGUAAGGAUCAGAGACUCUUUUAUGAACCAACAAUCAGAAAGCAAAGAUGGAAAGUCCAGGUGACGUGCCAGCCUGCAGUACAAUAAGGUCUGAGAAAGUGGAAGUGAUCCUGAUGGCCAUUCAUCACGUGUCCUGGGAGACACAGUGGACCCCCAGUUGUUGGACUUAGCAAGUUGUUUGGGCGCUGACUGUAUCUUUAUAUAAAGCUGCUUCCUGGCUCUUGUGCCUGUUCUAUUCCCCAGGACCUGUCCGUGCACAACAAGCUGUAUGUUUCUUGCAUACGGAUUCGCGCUGCUUCUGAGAAGCAAACUGACUGUCAGAAACCUCCGUUGUGCAAACCGUACAAUACCAUCACCUUCCCUUUUUGCAUGCCAUUAUAUCACGGGACUGGUGUAUCCACUGGAAUAAUUGGUACUUCUACUUAUUGUUGUUAUUUGUUUUUAUGCCGAAAAGAAAGAUUUGCACAGAGAAAAUGUGUGAAUGUGUGUUGUUCUAAUGAAUGAAGUCAGUCUCAGUGUCUGGUACACUGAUAGACAGCUGUACUGGUUUUAAUCUCAGGUUCAUGUUGUUAAUUUGUCAGACUUUGCUAAUGGGUCCAUCUUUGCUGAGGAGAAAGGCUGAAUUGGCUACAGCCGUGGGCAACUGCUGUCCUCCAAAUGCUGCGGAAGUACAACUUUCUAUCUAGGAAAGUAUUAGUCCAACAGUAUCUGGGUGGCCUUCAGUUGAAUUAGAACAGGUGACUGUCGGAUCCAAAUGCUGCUAAAUUGUCACCAAAUGCAAAAUGUUCAUGUAAACAUUUGUCACCUGUGACACCAGUACUGUGUGUACUUGCCUAACUGCACUGUGCGGAGCUCAGCACCCAUUGCCCAGAAGGAGAAAAAUAGCACAUUGAUCCUCCCCCGUCUCCAUUAAAUAUAUCCUCAGUUCCCUGAGCAUUUAUUCCUGCAGCAGUUCUGACCCCCAAAUGUACAUUUUCUGUAUCUUGGCCACAUGCCUUCUUACGUUCAUAUUAUGGCUAUGUGGAGAGGCCAUCAUUCUGUAGGCAUCGUUAAGCAUAUUUACCCUUCUGGUUUUAUUUUUCUUUUGCAUUUGUUUUCUUCUGAUCCCUUUUACAGCAUACACAGAGAAGAACCCUCUUCUUGGUAUUUAGCUUUAUCUACUUCCUUCCUGUCCAUAAAACCAGCAGCCUGGUCAUGUUUUAUGACUGAGAUUCCAGCCUGAGACACAGCAAACUCAACAGCCUGACAGCAGAGGAAUGCUUUUAUUCGCUGCAGUGUUAUAUGGAUAGGUGAACACUUGCAUAAAAGGGCUGGUUGAAGCCACAAAAGCAGAGCCAGCAAACCCAGAGCAUGCUGAAAUUAUAUAACUUUAGUUUAUUUUUUUUAAAUUCUCUGUAAAAGAAACUACAUGGAACUGUAUUUAAUCCUAGAUACAAUUUUAAAUAGGAUAAACAAAACAAUAGUACAUUUAUGCGAGGAUAGUAUCCAUUGAAUGACAAUCCGAUACCUAUUCAUUAGCCGAACAUAAAUAUUUACCGUAGUGUUAAUAUAGUAUAGGGCUGGGAAACUCACAGGGGGGACAAGGUGCCUCAAGAGGCAACGUUAAUAAAUAAGUGUUUACAUUGUUAACAACUGGUUUAAAAAGCAGCUUUUCCUGCUUCUCAAGCUGAGCCUAGCUUAGUCAAGUUAAGCCUAGCUACUGACAAUCAUGUAUUUAAGCUAAAGCCAAUGCUGAGAUCUAUACUGGCAUCAUUCAAUGAAAAAUAGUUCAUAGUCUUUUUGUAGAGCAUUUUGGAUUAUGACCUUAGGCUGAUGGGUGAAUUUGGGAAAAUCCAUCCAAAGGUGCCAUUACCACCUGUGAUUGGUUUUACUGGAAAUCGCCUGUUAUUGGUAGAGACUGCUUGUGAGAGGCAGUUUCCAUUAUAGUGGCAAAAAAGGCUUCAGGUGUAGAGCAUAUACCCCAUGUAUUAUCAGCUAGUAUGUGUCCACUUGUCAUGCCUAGCCCUCUAGGGGCAACCAUAUAACCGGACUCUUGCAGUUCUAAAUUAAAUAGGCGUCAUACAGACCUAUGGUAAAAAUAAAAAAGUUCUGAUGGGAAAUCUUGUCUGGGGCCAAUCAGGAGAUCCUCCGUUAUCCUGCCAGGCUAGUCUUUCCCUGUCCAUUUGUUUUCUACUAUACAUGAUAGGUGCAAAGGGAGGAGGCCAUGCUGAGGGAGAGUGUACUUUAUAGCUGUGUCCCAAUCUAGUCCAAAGGCUGCAGCAACAUAAAGGCCCAGCCUGCAGCAUUCCAGACCCUUAUUAAGCUUUGGCCCUUGGGAAUUCUGGGAGCUGCCAUUCAGAAACCAUUAAAGUGCAGGAAAAACUAAGCAGUUAUUUUAGGUGUAGAGUACUUUUGGCUCAAGCAAAGGGCAAGUAUGGGGCUUUCUGUAAGUAAAUUAACUGUAUGCAGACUGCAAGCGAAUCAUUUGUGAAUGAGAGUUUAUAAAAGUUAUUUUUAUGUUACCGUUGUCAGUAUUAUUUGAAAUGCAUUUUCAUGAAGAUUUUUCUUUUGUAAUAAGUAAAAAUAUAGUGUUUCAUUAUCAGUGUUUCCAUAUAUAUUGUUAAAUAUAUAUAUAUAUAUAUAUAUUAUCAUUGUAUAUUCAGUUUAUUCCUCGACUGUACAAAUGCUUUUCUGUAUAUACCACUUUAAUGUAAACUUAUUAUGUGUAUUGUUCUACAUAGAGAAAGCAUGUCAAAAGUCAUUAUUUAAAAUAUACAUGUAUUUAUACCUCAGAUAUUUUUUUUAUAUCUGGAUGCAUUCCCUCAUAAUUUUUUUUUUUAAUAUGCUACAUGUUAUAUUCAUUAAAAAGAGCAUAGUACAUAGAUUUAUAACGUCUGUAUAUGUCUACAAAGUAUAGUCAAGUGCACUAUUAAAUGUGUCAAAUGAAAUUA